Pongo pygmaeus (Bornean orangutan) is the source of this 7273-nucleotide messenger RNA. RefSeq names its product TATA-box binding protein associated factor, RNA polymerase I subunit A (gene TAF1A). Gene Ontology annotation, cellular component: RNA polymerase I transcription regulator complex. NCBI's taxonomy places the organism in Eukaryota, Metazoa, Chordata, Mammalia, Primates, Hominidae. The record is from RefSeq and is a predicted model, not a curated record. The transcript has 12 exons. Bases 210 to 1562 code for a protein of 450 amino acids. Gene Ontology annotation, biological process: transcription by RNA polymerase I.
ACUUCCGGGGUCGAGGCGAGGCCAACAAUACGCCUGCUGCCGCAGGAGGAGCUACGAGCUGGGCCGCGGGCUGUCUGAAUGCGUAAACCAGGUUUUGCGCCUGCUCAUAUAAAGCUCUCCUAACCCGUCUUCCGGUGGGAAUUUCUUCACGUGGUCCAGAGUCGGAGACUGAGUUUAGCUUUACUGAGGAGCACUAAAUUUAGGCGGGUAUGAGUGAUUUCAGUGAAGAAUUAAAAGGGCCUGUGACAGAUGAUGAAGAAGUGGAAACAUCUGUGCUCAGUGGUGCAGGAAUGCAUUUUCCUUGGCUUCAAACAUACGUAGAAACUGUGGCCAUUGGAGGGAAAAGGAAGAAGGAUUUUGCUCAGACAACAAGUGCUUGUUUAAGUUUUAUCCAAGAAGCUCUGCUGAAGCACCAAUGGCAGCAAGCUGCAGAAUACAUGUACAGUUAUUUUCAGACCUUGGAAGAUUCAGAUAGCUACAAAAGGCAGGCUGCACCUGAGAUUAUUUGGAAGCUCGGAAGUGAAAUUCUAUUUUAUCAUCCCAAAAGCAACAUGGAGACUUUCAAUACUUUUGCUGACCGGAUGAAAAAUAUUGGCGUCAUGAAUUAUUUAAAGAUCUCCUUACAACAUGCAUUAUACCUUCUGCAUCAUGGAAUGCUUAAAGAUGCUAAGAGAAAUCUGAGUGAGGCAGAGACAUGGAGACAUGGUGAAAAUACGUCUUCCCGGGAAAUAUUAAUCAACCUUAUUCAGGCCUAUAAAGGGCUCUUACAAUAUUAUACCUGGUCUAAAAAGAAGAUGGAAUUGUCAAAGCUUGAUAAGGAUGAUUAUGCUUACAAUGCAGUAGCCCAGGAUGUGUUCAACCACAGCUGGAAGACAUCUGCAAAUAUUUCUGCAUUGAUUAAAAUUCCUGGAGUUUGGGACCCUUUUGUGAAGAGUUAUGUAGAAAUGCUGGAAUUCUAUGGGGAUCGAGAUGGAGCCCAAGAGGUACUCACCAAUUAUGCAUAUGAUGAAAAGUUUCCAUCAAAUCCAAAUGCCCAUAUCUACUUAUACAACUUCCUAAAGAGACAGAAGGCACCAAGAUCAAAAUUGAUAAGUGUGCUUAAGAUUUUGUAUCAGAUUGUGCCAUCUCAUAAAUUGAUGUUGGAAUUCCAUACAUUACUUAGAAAAUCAGAAAAAGAAGAACACCGUAAACUGGGGUUGGAGGUAUUAUUUGGAGUCUUAGAUUUUGCCGGAUGCACUAAGAAUAUAACUGCUUGGAAAUACUUGGCAAAAUAUCUGAAAAAUAUCUUAAUGGGAAACCACCUUGCAUGGGUUCAGGAAGAGUGGAACUCCAGGAAAAACUGGUGGCCAGGCUUUCAUUUCAGCUACUUUUGGGCAAAAAGUGAUUGGAAGGAAGAUACAGCUUUGGCCUGUGAGAAAGCUUUUGUGGCUGGUUUACUGUUAGGAAAAGGUUGUAGAUAUUUCCGGUAUAUUUUAAAGCAAGAUCACCAAAUCUUAGGGAAGAAAAUUAAGCGGAUGAAGAGAUCUGUGAAAAAAUACAGUAUUGUAAAUCCAAGACUCUGAUACUGAGUUUUAGUUAUUUCACAGUAGUAGCUACACAGUAAACCACCAUGAAGAAAUAUAUUGGUGAUGAGUUCUGUUGAGGAAUUUUGAAAAGAGAGAAGGAUUUAGAAAAAGACUCUUUCUCGGCUGGGCGCGGUGCCUCACGCCUCUAAUCCCAGCACUUGGGAGGCCGAGGUGGGUGGAUCAUGAGGUCAGGAGUUCGAGACCAGCCUGGCCAACACAGUGAAACGCUGUCUCUACUAAAAAUACAAAAAUUAGCUGAGCGCAGUGGUGGGCAUUUGUAAUCCCAGCUACUUGGGAGGCUGAGGCAGGAGAAUUGAUUGAACCCGGGAGGCAGAGGUUGCAGUGAGCCGAGAUUGCACCACCGCACUCCUGCCUGGGCGACAGAACUAGACUCUGUCUCAAAAUAAAUUAAAAAAAAGACUCUUUCAGGAUAAAGACCUGACAGUUUGGGGCAACAUAACCUCCUGCUAGAGAGAGACCUUUGACUCUAGAGGACUAAUUUGGGUCAUAGCAGUAGAGUGGGCUGGCUGUUUUCAGCUGGCACUGGCCUAACUUUAAAGGGCUCGGCGUUUUUGGUGCCUGGCACAGCAGUCUAAGAUCACGAGGUCAAGAGACUGAGACCAUCCUGGCCAACAUGGUGAAACCCUGUCUCUACUAAAAAUACCAAAAAAAAAUUAGCCAGACUUGCUGGUGUGCGCUUGUAGUCCUAGCUACUCGGGAGGCUGAGGCAGGAGAAUCGCUUGAACCUGGGAAGCGGAGGCUGCAGUGAGCUGAGAUCAUGUCACUGCACUCCAGCCUGGUGACAGAGCGAGACUCUGUCUCGGAGAAAAAGAACUCACGCGUCCCCUCUCCUUUUUCUCUUGGAAAUGAGGAUGCAGCGGUAUUUAGCUGGACAGUGGAGGAAACUCACCAGUGGACUAGUGUCCCUGAGUCACACAGUAAACCCACGGGGAAAACCUGGCCAGAAGCCAACAGCAGCUUUCCUGGAAUAUGAGCUGGGCUUUAUAAUAUGUUGGGAUAAUUGGUAGAAUAAGUGCUUCUUCAGAAAUGUCUUGGCUUUUACAUUUACUGCUGGGAUAACUAGUAAUUGAGUUCCAUGAAGACUCACUAACUUCAGAGCAAGUCUAAUAUUUAGAUGGCGAGACACACAUUUCCCUUUGGCUUAUAUUCCUACUAAUUCUAAACCAUCUGCAAGAAGGUUAGGGGGCAAAUUGUGCUUUGUCAAUAGUUUAUAUUUCAAUAUUACUUAGUAAGAAAGGUCUAUCAAUAAAGAAGCACUUAGAAAGUACAUGUAAAAUGAGCAGGCGUUCCACAGAGCCAAAAUAAACCAAGUUAAAGCUUCCACAUAAAUAGGGGUAGCUUUACUGCUGGGAGUCCAUGAUUCGGUUUUGUAGGAGUUCUGUAUAAGACCAAUACUCUAGCAAUGAAAUUCCCAGACGAUGUGGAAAAAAUCUGAAAGCAUCGGCCAAGAUAUACUUCCUGAAACUUUUAGUCAAAAGCUAUAAAAUAGGAUUAUGAUUUCUCUUGAUCUCUAAGAAAAUGGAGGUGAGAAUAAAAGAAAUGAGUAGAUAUGAUUCUUGGUUUCCAUACAAAGCUGUCUCAACAUUUUUACAUCAAAUGUUGUUAUCUAAUUGUUCAGUAAGAGUAGUGCAAGUCACCUGUGAAACGUUUUUUAGGUCCGCUGAUGUUUAAGCUGCUUCCAUGAAUAACAGUAACAGCUAAAAUUGGGCUUUACCUUUCAUUGUAAAACCACCACAGUCCUAUGAAUUAUUCCUAUUUUACCAAUAAAGAAAAUGAGGUCAUUGGAGAUGAAGUAACUUGCCAAGGUCACAGCUUAUAGGUGUUGGCACCAGGAUCCUAACCCAAUCAAUGUGGUUCCAAAGAUCACACUCUCAUGUAGUACCUGUAUGGCCUCCCAGUGCAGUCAGUGUUGACUUCAUGCAGAGCACUGAGCCAGGUUGUGGAGUGAGACAAAGCAGCAAAGGUAAGAACCCAGACCUGCUCAUUUCUGCCUGCCAGCAUCAUUUCACAAAGCCCCUGACCCUGUGACGACAUGCAACUCUCUGGAAAGAUGCCUUGAAGACAAAACAGCAUAGAGCCCAGGGCACCCACACAUUACUUGCCUGAGUCACUACAUUCCUUAAAUGACCCCAGUCCUUGCCUUUUCCUACACAUGAGAUGUCUGAUGGGAUUAGUGAUUAUGCUUCUGUAAUCCAUAACAGAUGUACUCUUAUACCUAAACCUUGAUGAGAUUCUGGUUGAAUGUAACUUUUGAGCAAGUUUGAUGUGAUUUUGCACUGUACUGAACCCUACCACCUGUAUAUAAGCAGUGAGCUGAAAUACUGUGCUGCAACAGUCUGACAGGACUGCUUGCUUAUAUGGUUACUACUUAUAACCAUUCGUCAUGACUACUUUAAGACACUUUAACAUAACUAAAGAUAAUUGAAAGUCUUGUUUUCUCCUUGAAACCUCUGAAUGUAUAUAUUUAGGAUGUACAAUCUGAUGUUUUGAUAUACAUUCUGAAAUUAUCACUAUAAUCAAGCUAAUUAAUGUCUUCAUUACCUCUACGUAAUUACCAUUACGUAUGUAUUGUGUAUGUAUGUGUGAUGAGAAGAUUUAAGAUCUUUCUUAACAAAUUACAAGUAUGUAAUACAGUACUGAACUGUCAUCACCAUGCUGGACAUUGGAUCUCCAGAAAUCGUUCAUCUUGUAUCACUUAAACUUUGUGCCAUUUGACCAGUAUCACUCCAUUUCCCCCUUCCCUCAGCCUCUGGCAACCAUCUUACCCUCUGCUUCUAUGAAUUGGGCUCAAAUUUCACAUACAAGUGAGAUGAUCAUGCAGUAUUUCUCUUUCUGUGUCUUGCCUGUUUUAAUUUUGCUCAGCACGAUGUCCUCCAUGUUCUGAAUGGCAGGAUUUCUUCCUUUUAUAAGGCUGAGCAGUAUUUAAUUGUAAUUUUAUAAACCCUAUCUUUAUUCGUCUAUCAAAGGACGUUGAGUAAUGCUGCAAUGAACAUAGGAGUGCAGAUAUCUCUUUGCAAUCUUGAUUUCAAUUCUUUUGGGUAUAUACCCAGAUAUUUCUAUUUUCAAUUUUUUGGGGGACCUCCAUAUUGUUUUCCAUAACUUACAUCCCCCAACAGCAGCAUACAAGUGCUUCCUCUUCUCUUCAUCCUCCCUAGCACUUAUCUUUGACCUUUGAUACUAUUCAUUCUACCAGGUGUGAGGCUGUAUCUCCUGGUUUGAUUAGCAUUUCUGUCAUGACUGGAGAUGUUGAGCACUUAUUCAUAUACCUGUUAGCAAUUUGAAUUUCUUUUGAGAAGUGUCUAUGUAGGUCUUUUCCCCAUUUUUAAAAUGGAAUUAUAUUUUUGUUAUUGAGUUGUAUGAGUUCUUUCUAUAUUUUGGAUUAUUAGCCCCUAGCUGAUUAAUUAUAUGGAAUGUGAAUUACAUCUCUGUAAAGCUGUCAACACCCUAUUCCCUUCCCACUCCCCUCAUAAAAAGAAAUAAAAGAAUGUUCUAUGGAGUCAGAAAGGUCUAGGUUCAAAUUCCAGCAUGGCUGAAGCCCCCCACCUAGCCUGGGCCUCACCUUUAUUCUGUAAAAUGGGAUGGUCUGGAAAGGUUGAUAUAAAGUGCUGAGCGUGGGUCCUGGUAAAUGUUUUUUCUCAAUAAAUAGAAACAUUGUUUUAUGUUAACGUUUUUGAAAAAGGAAAAGCAACAAAAAUUAAGAAAAAAACAGAUAGGUGUGCCCUUUUGGACCCAGUUAUUUACCUAUAUUUACAGCACAAGGGCUUUUUCUGCUGGAUUGAAUUAGAAUCUUUGUAUUUUAAAUAUUCCAAAAGGAAACAAGCAAGACCCUUGAUGGAUGGUCUACAAAUAAUAUGACUAACAUCUGAAUAAGUCAAUCCAAGAUUCAUGCUUCUAAACCAAUCUGCCACCAAGUAGGAGUCGACUCAGUCCAACAAAAAAUACAGAGCCGACUUCUAUGUUGUUUUCAUAGUUAUGAAGGUAGCCUUUAGCUCAGUGAGUAGAGGCGGCUCUUUGUUUCUGCCUGUCAGUCCCAUAGUGAUACCACCGCCAGUUGUUUAAUUACAACUCCCCUCAUGCCUAUACCAAGAACUCCCAGAUAAUCUUAUCAAUGGAACUGAAUCUUCAGUCAAUACCACUCUUCAGUAGGCUGCAUCUGAGACAAAUUUUUCCAAAUGAAGAACAAAUAAAAGUGAUAACUGUACUUUUAUUCUUUUUGGGUACAUCAUGAUGGAAUGAAAAAGAUCUGGGCUGUAAUUCAGAACACCUGAAUUGUGUUGCCAUCUCUAUUCAUCUAAAGUGGGGCCCUAAAAUAUUUCACUGAACCCCUCUUGGACUUCAUUCAUUCAUAUGUUCACUGGUAAUGUAUCUACCUUGCUGACUUGUCUUGAGAGAACUGAAGAUCAAAUGAAAUGUAGUGUGAGAAAAUACUUUGUAAACUGUAAUGCUUCGUACAAGUGAGUUGUUAUACUUUCUCUAAUCUCAGGUACAACCUGUUCAUCUUUAGACUGUGAGAGAGGGAGUCUGAAGGCAGAUAGAUAGUUACAUCAGUAAACUAUAUGAGAAGCUACUGAGCUAGAACGUUUCUUUUUAUAUUUUUUCUGUUAUGUUCCAUGACCUGAUUUAGGAUAAACACCUGACUCUCAACAUCACUUUUUAAAAGGCACUUGCACUGGGCAUGGUGGCUCAUGCCUAUAAUCCCAGCACUUUGGGAGGCCGAAGGGGGUAGAUCACUUGAGCCCAGGAGUUCAAGACCAGCCUGGGCAACAUGGUGAAACCACCGUCUCUACAAAGAAAAAAAAAAAAAAAAGUAAAAAUUAACUGAGCAUGGUGGCACACACCUGCAGUUCCAGCUACUGGCACUCCAGCCUGGGUGACACUGAGACCCUGUCUUGCGGGGUGGGGGGGCGGGGGGUGGAUGUUAAAAGGCAAUACUAUAUAUGAAACUGUGUGUGCAUGUGUGUGAAUGUGUGUGUUACUGCUAUGGGCUGAAUUGUGUCCCCUAAAAAAGAAUGGUUGAAGUCCUACCCCCCAGUACCUCAGAAUGUGACCUUAUUUGGAGAUAGUUUUUACAGAGACAAUCAUGUUAAAAUGAAGUCAUUAUGGUGGGCACUAAUCCAGUAUGACUGAUGUCCUUAUAAAGGGAAAUUUGGACAUAAACGCACACAGGGAGAAGGAGCACCAUGUGAACAUGAAGACAGAGCUCAGGGUGAUGCAUCCACAAUUCGGGAAUACAAGAUUGCUGGCAGACCCCACGAAGCUAUGGAUCAGGCAUGGAGCAGUGUCCCUUGCGGCCUUCAGAAGGAACCAACCCUGCCAACAUCUUAAUCUCAGACUUCUGGGCUCCACAGCUGUGAGACAAUAAAUUUCUGUUGUUUAAGCCACCAAGUUUGUGGCUGUGUUACAGCAGCCCUAGCUAAUUUUUUAAAGGAUUAUGUUUGCUUCAAAAGUGGAAACUGAAGUGAUUUCAGAUACUCUGGUCCUAGCUUAUAGUUUCAGAGUUAUUUCAUAAGCUCACCUAACAUUCAGUGAAAAUGUGUUUUCUGUUCUUUUCCAUCCAUAACUUAUCUAAAAGCCCCACUCAACUUUCAUUAUGAUAUUCUUAAUCCACUGCAGCUGAUUGUCAUCUCUCCGUCCUUGGGAUCCCUAAUGGCAGUUUGUUCCUCCCUUACUGUUACCUUAAUCUUAUA